UUGUGUAUAAUAAGUUAGAAGAAAUGCAAGAAUCAAUAAGGACCACAAGAUUUGGAUAGCCUUUACUUCAUCUUCUUUCUUCCUAUGUCACAAGUUCACAACUUUCCAUAGUCAUUCCCCCAAUCAAGAAGCUAAAAAAAAGACUCAAAUAAUGGCAAUGCAUCACUAUUUUCGUACAAGAAGUACUACGUCUAAUCAGUGGUGGUGGAGUCAGAAUUUUGUCCAUGACAACAGAGUCAGAACAUCCACUAAAAGGAUUCAAAUAUACAUGACUCAUGAGUCGUCCUCAGAUAACCAAAACGACACAAUCCAACCCAAUCAAUUUUCACCACUCGAAUCAGUUUUCAGGCGGCGUUUACUUACUGGCAUUGCCACAGCUUCUAUAGUAGCCUUGGGUGCCAAUUUUACUGGCAUUACUAGUUCCUUACUAGGCCUAUCCCCCGAUGGUGCUCGGAGUCUUAAGCUCGAUGUAAUCUACCCUAUCGGAGGUUAUACUCGAUGUCUUGACACAAAUGAAGGAUUUGAGUUUGUGUAUCCAUCAAGUUGGGUUGGUGAUCAAACUAUAUUGUAUCGAGCCGCGGGGAGAGUAGAACGAUCACUCGAUCCACCAUCGUUGAGUGGCAAUGGUGAUCGGAGACGGAGAAAUGUGAAUGAACCAGUUGUUGCAUUUGGUCCUCCGGGAUCAAAUGGAGAACUCAAUGUUAGUGUCAUUGUUUCACAAGUUCCUAUUGAUUUCUCGAUAGAGACAUUUGGAGGACCAAAGGAAGUAGGUGAGGCUAUAGUGAAGAUUAUUACAGGAUCAGGCAAAAGACCUAAUGUUAAAGGGACACUAAUUCAAGCAAAUUUAAGAGAGGAUUCUAAUAAAAAAUAUUACACAUUAGAAUUUCAAGUUGAAAGCCCUACAUUUGAGAGACACAAUGUUGCUGUUUGUUGUGCUAAGGGAGGAAAAUUAUUCACUUUGAAUUCACAAUCUCCACAAUCAAGUUGGCCAAUGGUGAAAGAAGAUCUCUACAAAAUAGCUAAUUCUUUUAGCGUAACGUCAUGAAGUCAUAAAUCGAACAUAAUAAAGACUUUUUUGUGUCAUUUGAUUCAGGAGGAGUCUCUUGACGUUACGUCUCUUUUUAGAGUUGAUGCUUAAUAUAAGAAAAAGAGACUAUGAAAUAAAAGAAAGAAGGUGCGUUCGAACUUCGAUAUUUUAUACAAAUUGGGCUUCAAAUGAUUUAGUCCAAACAAUUCUCUUUUUAUGGCAUUAGUUAUUGGAUGCUUAACUAACUUUGUAACAAGAAUAUCAUUAUAAAUUAUGUUUACAUUACACAAUUUGUUUGAUA
Molecule: messenger RNA, 1328 nt
Organism: Solanum lycopersicum (tomato)
Lineage: Eukaryota; Viridiplantae; Streptophyta; Magnoliopsida; Solanales; Solanaceae
Product: psbP domain-containing protein 7, chloroplastic
Biological process (GO): photosynthesis
Cellular component (GO): photosystem II; extrinsic component of membrane; photosystem II oxygen evolving complex
Molecular function (GO): calcium ion binding
Source: RefSeq, a predicted model, not a curated record